UCUAAUCCCCAAUCGCAAUUGAAUUCGAAACAUAAAAUUUCAAAGUCUAGCAAAUUUGCAUUGAGAAGAUGUCAGGUCGUGGAAAAGGUGGAAAAGGUUUGGGAAAGGGAGGCGCUAAGAGGCACAGGAAAGUGCUUCGGGAUAACAUUCAGGGCAUAACCAAGCCUGCAAUUCGUAGAUUGGCAAGAAGAGGUGGCGUUAAGAGGAUCAGCGGUUUGAUUUAUGAGGAAACUAGAGGUGUUCUCAAAAUUUUCUUGGAGAAUGUGAUUCGUGAUGCUGUUACCUACACCGAGCAUGCUAGGAGGAAAACGGUUACUGCUAUGGAUGUUGUUUACGCCCUCAAACGACAGGGAAGGACUCUCUACGGUUUCGGAGGCUGAAUAUUGCUAACUUCUAUUGAAUUGUACUUUAGAGUUCAUCUUACUGUUUUGUUGAUUUGAUGGCAUGCUUAUGUUCACUGAUAGCUGUAAAGUAUGCUUGCAUAUUCUGUGCAACUUCAAUUGAAAUCAAUCGAUGAAAUAUUGUAUUCUGGUUCGUGUUA
This is a messenger RNA of Vigna angularis (adzuki bean), 541 nucleotides long. Its product is annotated as histone H4. NCBI's taxonomy places the organism in Eukaryota, Viridiplantae, Streptophyta, Magnoliopsida, Fabales, Fabaceae. Gene Ontology annotation, biological process: nucleosome assembly. Bases 69 to 380 code for a protein of 103 amino acids. Gene Ontology annotation, molecular function: DNA binding; protein heterodimerization activity; structural constituent of chromatin. The transcript has a single exon. Gene Ontology annotation, cellular component: nucleosome. The record is from RefSeq and is a predicted model, not a curated record.